CUGCAGUUACUCUGUCUGGACUAUGGCACAGUGAACUACUAGGCCAAUCAAAGCAGCUGAGGGAAUUUCCCGUUCCACCUUAAAUCUGGUUUGUUUGUGAAAAAUAUGGAGACGUUCUCUUUUUACGUUGAAGGGUGAAAGCCCCGCCCUGUGAACACUUGCAAUGCACGAGUGAACUUCAACUGUCAAAAGUGGAGGACACAUUAGCUUUUGAGCUGUGCGGUUUUCAAUUAUCAGCAUCGCCUUUGUAAGUGAUCGCACAUCAAUACGCUGUAGGUGUGAUCGAGGCGCAAUUUGUGCACAAAGCGCCGGAGUGCACGGAGGCUGACGAUCGGGAGGGAUAAAGAGUGUCGUCCUAGAAGUGAACAAGUUCUUGGUUGUUUGGGGGGGGGGGGCGAUUGUUGCCAAUAUGUCCAGGAAUCCCACAUUUGUGAGUCCAUUCCACAGACCCCACUGUUUGGCCGCUGCCGCCCAGGCAGGAAAAGCCAAACUCACCCACCCUGGCAAAGCAAUUCUAGCAGGUGGUAUUGCUGGAGGAAUAGAGAUCUGUAUUACAUUCCCUACAGAGUAUGUGAAGACUCAGCUGCAGUUGGAUGAGAAGGCCAACCCUCCCAGAUAUAAAGGCAUCGUUGACUGUGUGAAGCAGACUGUAGACGGUCAUGGGGUGAGAGGUCUAUACAGAGGGCUCAGCUCACUGCUCUAUGGCUCCAUACCCAAAGCAGCUGUCAGGUUUGGUGUGUUUGAGUUCCUCAGUAAUAAGAUGCGUGAUGAGAGUGGGAAGCUGGACAGUACCCGGGGUCUUCUCUGUGGGCUGGGGGCUGGAGUGGCUGAGGCUGUGGUGGUGGUCUGCCCCAUGGAGACGGUCAAGGUAAAGUUUAUCCAUGACCAAUCGUCAGCCAACCCAAAGUACCGGGGAUUCUUCCAUGGAGUCAGGGAGAUCGUCAGAACAGAAGGCCUGAGGGGGACGUACCAGGGUCUGACAGCCACGGUACUGAAACAGGGAUCCAACCAGGCCAUCCGCUUCUACGUCAUGACAUCUCUAAGGAACUGGUACAAAGGUGAAGAUCCUAACAAGGCCAUUAACCCUCUGGUCACGGGAGCAUUCGGAGCCUUCGCUGGAGCUGUCAGUGUGUUUGGAAACACUCCUCUGGAUGUCAUCAAAACCAGGAUGCAGGGUCUGGAGGCUCACAAGUACAAAAGCACCCUGGACUGUGCCGUCAAGAUCAUGAAGCAUGAGGGACCUAAAGCGUUCUAUAAGGGUACAGUCCCCAGGCUGGGCAGGGUGUGUAUGGACGUAGCCAUCGUCUUCAUAAUCUACGAGGAAGUGGUGAAGGUCCUUAACAAAGUCUGGAAGACUGACUGAGAUCACGUUUCCGUGACAACCAGCGGAGUGGAGAACCCCCGGCAGGGCGGGGCUAUGGCCUGAUUCCAAACCCAAUCCCUCUGCCCUAUCCUUAGGUUAUCCAUGACUUGCUACCUCCUUACAGAUCUGAUAUGGCUAGUUAUAUUUCAUUACAAAAAAGUUGGUCUCUGUCCCCUGCCAUUGUUUACACUUAUCAUGGCUGCAUUUCAUUCCAACUGACUAAAGCAAACAAUCUGGGGAUGAGUGCACUUCGCCUAUGAUCCUAUUGGGGAUACUACUAUCAUAUUGUUUAUACCUACAUCCUCUGUUCUUCUUUAUAUCCACAGGGGGGAGUGAGCAAGGGCACAUGGGUAGGGUGAGGGAUUUGGCCUAUAUGACUGGAAUAAUGGGAACACUGUAUCAUUCCAGAGCAGUGUCUUAGACUGACAGUGCUUCAGUUCACUAAUUGCUAUUAUUGACAUCUUAUGUUGUACAUUGAUUAAAGAUGAAACAAUACUUAUGGCUAAAACCCAAUAUAAUGUGAUGUAAAUCAGAGGAAAAAACUUGAAAUGAGAGAGGAGGAUCAAAGGCUUUUAACUCCAAAGACCAUGUUGUAUAUUUUAACACAAUGGUGUGACCCAGUGAAAUGGGUCUGGUAGAGAUGUGGAGGCCGUCGUUCAUACACAUGAUAGCACUACAACAGACAUGCCUGUUCACGUGUCACAUGGGUGUUGUUUUCCAGGUUUAAUGCAGGUCUGAAAUGUAGCUGCUUUACAUACCUGAGUGCAAUUGCAACACAAUGCCUUAUAUAUCAUUAUAUUCAGAGAUAUCUUUAUGGUAGAGCGCUACUAUAUGUACAGUGCCUUGAAAAAGUAUUUGCCCCCUUUCUGAGUUUCUCUAUUUUUGCAUAUUUUAAUACUGAAUGUUAUCAGAUCUUCAACCAAAAGGGACCGUGAGUUUACAAAUAACAAAAAAUAUAUACUUAUUUUAUUUAUUUAACAUUUUGCUUACUGGGACUUCUAAUUUUGAGAGGGGCAGCAUUUUUUGGUCUUGCCUAGGGCGGCAGAACAGCAAGGACUGGCCCUGCUUCCAAGAGUCUUGACGAUCUUCCAGGUGCUUUAUGGCAAACUUGUCAAUUUUUUUGGAGGUCAUGGGUCUGUAUAUGCCUAGCAAAAACCAAAUCAGUCAUUCCGCAGUAAGAACCUUACACCAACGGUCAAUCAUAGGAGUCUAGGUGUCAUUUAGAUUCUGGCCACCAGAGGCAGCAGGGGUUCAAACUGUAGAACCCAGUUCCAACAUUUUAUUAUAAAAAUGUAUUUUAUCAAACAAAACUAUGCUACAUUUUAUCUCUUGGACCUUCCGUAUGACAAAUCAGAGCAAGAUUAC
Oncorhynchus gorbuscha (pink salmon) is the source of this 2728-nucleotide messenger RNA. It is a transcript of the gene slc25a1b, whose product is annotated as slc25a1 solute carrier family 25 member 1b. Gene Ontology annotation, biological process: mitochondrial citrate transmembrane transport. NCBI's taxonomy places the organism in Eukaryota, Metazoa, Chordata, Actinopteri, Salmoniformes, Salmonidae. The record is from RefSeq and is a predicted model, not a curated record. The transcript is spliced from 9 exons. The coding region runs from base 410 to 1363 and encodes 317 amino acids.